GAUUUUCAAUAUGCUUACGACCUGAACUAUACGAUGGUCCCUUAUAAGGAAGAGCCGCUACCUCUAUUUCCACCGCGAACGGCGAUUCCUCGUCCCUCAUCCGAAGCGACCGAGAUCUGGGAAGAUGAGGAAGACCAUUCCAGUUGCCAAAACCACUCUCCUAUGCGAAGUGUUGCUUCUCUUGGAACUGGAAGCAUCUCCACUGUCUCGACACCUGACAAUGUGACCACUCCAGAGUCUACAGGACUGACGGCCUUCGACUUUCACAUUGAUGAUAAGCAUGUCAGAGGACCACAAGGUCCUCAUCUAUUCAGAUCGUCGAUCGUGUCUAAUCCCAAAUCAGCUCUGGAGGUGGAUCUGGUCUACCAAGAGACACCUGUUAGCGCGGUGGGCCCUUACCACAGCCGAGCCUCGAAGCUUGAUUCUAUGGGUUUCAGACGUGAUACCCCUGUUCCAAACCAUUUACUGGCUUCAACUCCCCAGCCAGAACAACAAUACGCUGCCAGUGUCGAGCGGGUCUCGUCAUCUUAUACGUCCAGUGUUGGUGACUGGUCACCGCAUGAAGUUGUGGAGUGGAUGAAAGGCCUUGGGUUUGAUAAUGAGACGGUGUACAAGUUUUUCCAAAACGACAUCUCGGGCACAAUUCUCCUAGAGCUCCAGUCGGAGGAUCUCAAAGAGCUUGAUAUCAUGUCAUUUGGGAAACGACGCCAGUUGAUGAACGCCAUUUCAAGCCUUAGAAACAGUGUUGUUCUGAGCAGCACUGCUACAGGCUCUUCUCGAAACUCAAGUGUCGCAAGUGAUAUUCCAUCCACCCAGCGAACAUCUACUAUGAUGUCAAGCAAUAGUUACCAGUCAUGCCCAACAACGGAUGAAGAAAGCUUCACCCCAUUCUUGCUCGAGGGAGAAGCCUGUCGCAAAUGGCAAAAACAACAGGCGAAAAUCGCUCGGCUGGCAAAGGAUCUCCCAAUCGAGGCAUUUGGAUCGAGAGCUAUUCUCACUGGGGACCCUGGAAACCCCAAAACUGCGCCCAAUCUUUUGAAGUCCCCAAAAUCAGAGAUCACACCUUCUUUGGUGGCAUCUUCUGAUGCGAUGGGGCCCAACGCUGCUUCAGCCUUGUCUCGAGAAAAGCUGCGCGAAGUAAAGCCACGCGAUCCCCAGGAGAACGUGCGUAACUUCUUGAACUUCCAAAGCCUCGACAAACUCCGGACUGUCAAUGAUCCACCAAGCCCACCGAGGGAAUUCAUUUCUUCCCCUGGGUUAGAUUCGCCCGACUCGGCAAAAAUUACUCCCACGCUCGCCCAGAAGGUUCGGGAUCUUCCACGGCUCCAUAUCCCCAGCAUGCAUGGCUCGGCAGAUUCGGUUUCCACAGACAACAUGUCCGCCCUGAAAACUGUUACGCCGUCGGUGCUGUCCAGGAGGAACCAGUUGUACUCAGGUGAAAUGACGGCAGUUCCAGGAGGACAGUCAUCUCAUUUUCGAACAACAACAGCCUCGCCGGGUGAUUAUUACCGCACAGAUCCUUGUUACAGACAGGACACACCCUUCUCGGAGACAGAUGCGCCAGUUACGGCCCUUCCGCUUGACAUGGUGGCUAGAGAAGAAUCUCAGUCUGUGCCACCCGACAUGCGAUUCGGGAACAAUCAAUUCGUUAUGACAGAGCCAAUCAUUCGUUCAUCGUCAACAAACCCGGAGACACAACGUCGCCGUCCUUCGAUGCACAAUGUUCAGGUACUGGAUCCGCUCAAAGAAGGCCAGAAGUUGAGCCCGAUUGAUACCCCUGAGGACCUUCAGAGAGCACCUCGCGUAUCACAAUCUCGAAGCAACACCUCCUUCUCGACAAAUGAAAACGGACAGAUAGAUGUAGUCCGCAAAGGAUGGAUGAAGAAACGAAAGACUCGUUUCUUGCGCCAUGACUGGCAAGACCACCACUUCACGCUCAACGGCACUCGCCUGGCGAUGUUCAACGACGAAGACUCUGCGAAGCGAAAUUCCAAGGCCCUCGAACACAUUGAUGUCGAUGACUAUGCAGUGGCCUGCUCUUCUCUUGCAUCAAGCUCAAAGCUUACUGCAGCAUUCAAGAAGACUAUGCUCAAGCGUCGGGGGAGCGCCUCGGAUGAUUCGGUUUUCCCAUUCUCUUUGGUUCCUGCCUCUGGCAACGGCAUGACUGCGGACAGGAGGAUGAUGUUCUUGAACGGCAAAUCUCACCAUAUGGCAUGUUCCACUCGCAAGGAUUGUGUGGAAUGGACGCGAGAUAUAAUGCUAGCCAAAGCCCUCAAACGUGGUCGAGACGCGGGCGCCUCUGUCCACAUCAACGGCAUGAACAUGAUCUAA
Penicillium manginii is the source of this 2331-nucleotide messenger RNA. Its product is annotated as SAM and PH domain-containing protein. The transcript is spliced from 3 exons. NCBI's taxonomy places the organism in Eukaryota, Fungi, Ascomycota, Eurotiomycetes, Eurotiales, Aspergillaceae. The record is from RefSeq and is a predicted model, not a curated record. Gene Ontology annotation, molecular function: protein binding. The annotation marks the transcript as partial.